Molecule: messenger RNA, 2101 nt
Organism: Zeugodacus cucurbitae (melon fly)
Lineage: Eukaryota; Metazoa; Arthropoda; Insecta; Diptera; Tephritidae
Exons: 7
Coding region: 1-864 (287 amino acids)
Source: RefSeq, a predicted model, not a curated record
AUGGCUGCGGAGGCAUACGUGGGUGAUACUGAGAAACCGAAUACUACUACACGUAACGGCAAAUUGUUGCAACAGCUGCGCACAUUGCUGAAACAACUGUGUCACAUACAUCCGGUUGCCGAACAUAGCCACGCCGAGCAAGCGCGCAUUGCCAAUUUGCGAAAUUUCAUAGACUUUUUUCACUUUUACGAUUUUAUAAUAACCAGCAUACGGCAACAGCUAGCGGCGCUGGCCACAAAACCAAAUCCGAGCAAAGUAAAUGUGUCGACCACAAAACGCAAUAGAAAUAGCAACGGAAAUGCCAGUGUUGCUGGCGUUGGCAGUGAUGACAUUGACACCACAGCUGGCGUUAACAACGCGCAAAUACCCAAGUAUGAUUUCAUAGUAUUGGAUGUGGUGCAUGAAAAUGCUACUGCCAACAAUAAUAACCACAAUAAUAGCAACAAGAGCAGCGUUGCCACAAAUGCGGCUAUGCUUGUCUUCAAUAGUGGUGUCAAAACUGACACGAGCAAUUCAACGGCGGAUGCAGUGUCAACAGCAUCAAUUGACUCAAUCAAAUGGCGUCCACUGUUGAUUCUAGAACAGCAUGAAAUCAAUUCCAACACCUACUUUACACAUUCCAUACAGCCGGGCUAUGACGAAUGGCUGCUGGUCAGCACAGCGCAGCUUUGGCAAUGCGGCGCUAUCUGCUGGACAAUUGUGGCCAUUUGCAUUGGAUUGCUUUUGAUUAUUGUGGCUGCAAGCGUGGCUGCCGGCAUAGCAAUGAGAGGCGUAAGCGCCUCUCGAAAGGAUCCAACAAAAUUGUACUCUCCGCUGAUGACUUUGUGUUUCCCGUCGACUGACGUAUGGUCGAUGAGGGCAUAGCGGUGUUCGCUGCAACAACUACAAGAGUUCGGUGGCCCCGAAGUUGACAAGUCUGAUUUGCUCAAAGGUUCAAUUGGUUCGCUAAAAAAUCUUGGCCUAAUUAUACCGGGUGCCGGCACAGCCACCUCAGCAGGAGGUACAGCCACAGAGAAUGGUGGUAAAGGGACCUCGGGCACAAAUAGCCUAGCGCGUCACAAUCCAGCGCUCCUUGACAUCCGUGCACGCUACAAUGGUGAUUUGGUGCAACUGAAAGAGAUACCCUUGAACGGCUCGACUGAGUUAAAGGCUAAGGCCAUGGACCUGUUGGUGGUAGCGCACGACAUGCGACACGAGAACAUUAACCCCUUAAUUGAGGCCACCAACAUUAUGCGUCAGUGCUGGGCUGAGCAGCCGGACAUGCGGCCCGACUUUAAUUCGCUCCUCUUGGCGCAUACAUAUGUCGCAGGAGACCAGAGAUCGAUUGGAAGCACGCGGCGAUUAUACAAUAGAACAGCGUGGACUCAUUGAAAUAAAGGGAAAGGGAAUGAUGAAUACUUUUUGGCUGUUGUGAAAGAAAGGGUUUGAUAAACCGUUGCCUGCACCGCCACCAAUUGGUGAGUCACACGGUCUCGAAGAAUCUCUUAUCCGCAACUCGAUCACACAAGCGAAUAAAUCACGCAAGCACCCUCAAGUCAAUCUUCGUCGCUGGGCGGCGAAUUGUUCGAGGUGAAAGUGGAGAUUACACCACCCAAAAAUGCGGACGUUUGCUCGUCGAACUUGCCGAACUAAAACUCAUUAGACUCCACCUCUACAUACACAAUCAGUCCAAAUGUCACAUUAUGUCCAGAUUUCAACGCGAAGACUCCAAACCCCAGUCCGCAAUCACGUAAAAUGUCCGAACUCUCACCUGAGAGCUUGCUCACGCCAGGCACUUUCAUUCGUUUACCGAGCUCGGCAGGCGGUUCCUCAUCGUGCCUCUAUAAAAAAAUAGAAGAGAUAAGGGAUCUCAGUUCACCGUACGAUCAUUACAAGUGUCUUAGCCCCAAUAAAACUAAUCUCACUCUGUUCAAAAAUUAACAUGUUGGCGCGCAGCUAAAUAUUGUAUAAGAUAAGAAAACAUGUAAUUCUCAUUAUCAUAAGAACACAUACAGUCCACCCCAUAUACAUAUAUUUACUUAGUUAAGAUAGUUUCAAAAUUUUUAUAUAAUGAAUGACAUGAACAACACAAAUGAAUAUCAGAAUGAGAUAUUUCUCACUA